Messenger RNA from Rubroshorea leprosula, 1351 nucleotides. NCBI's taxonomy places the organism in Eukaryota, Viridiplantae, Streptophyta, Magnoliopsida, Malvales, Dipterocarpaceae. The record is from the annotation of a GenBank genome assembly.
GCUGCUCUCUAACUUCAGAAGAGAUGGAAUAGGAAGAAAUUUGACAUGGUUUCAGCCGAACUCCAAGGCCAAGUUGCCACCAAGCAGGUCUUUAUGUACCAGGCCCUAGCACCCCAACUUCACAUCAAUCUCUUCUCAAUAUGAUAUCAUUUGAAGAACAGAAGAAGAGACAUUAACAAACACAUCUACAAACACUUGAAUGUUAAGGACAGAAAUGGAUAAAAAACAGUUCUCAUGCAUUUUGGCUUAUGUUCUUCUUUUGCUCAUUUCCAUGGAAGCCACCCACGUUCAAGCAGCCCAAGGGAAUGGCAGCAGCAAGAGAAACCUUGACGCUGCUUCAACCCAUUACCAACUUUUGUCACCUACAAAAACAGGGCACGAACAGGUUCUGUGCUUGGCAAGAGGGGCCUGCCACAACAAAAUUCUCACCUGUCCUUCGCAGUGCUCGGAGAGGAAGCCGAAGCAUAACAAGAAGCAUAAAGGAUGCUUCAUCGACUGCAGCAGCAAGUGUGAAGUCACCUGCAAGUGGAGAAAGGCGAAUUGCGAUGGGUAUGGGUCUCUGUGUUACGACCCACGCUUCGUCGGCGGUGACGGUGUGAUGUUCUACUUCCACGGCGCAAAAGGAGGAAACUUCGCAAUCGUAUCGGAUGAUGACCUCCAAAUCAACGCCCACCUAAUCGGAACUCGGCCCGAAGGACGGACUCGCGAUUUCACUUGGGUACAAACCCUAGCCAUUAUGUUCGAUUCUCACACACUCGUUAUCGCCGCAAACAGAGUCGCCCAAUGGGACGACAACGUCGACGCUCUCUCCAUCAAAUGGGACGGCCAAGCAAUCGAAAUACCCACCGAGGGAAACGCCGAGUGGAAGGCCGAGAGCGGGGAAAGGGAAGUAGCAGUGGAAAGAACAGACAAUACCAACAGCGUGAAAGUGACGGUGACGGGGUUGCUGGAAAUGGAUGUGAGAGUGAGGCCCAUCGGGGAGAAAGAGAACAAGGUUCACAACUACCAGUUACCGGCCGGUGAUGCCUUCGCCCAUUUAGAGACGCAGUUCAAAUUUACAGGGUUAACGGAUCAGGUGGAAGGAAUCUUGGGCAAGACCUACAGGCCGGACUACGUCAGCCCUGUGAAGAGGGGAGUUCCUAUGCCGAUGAUGGGAGGGGAAGAUAAAUACAAGACACCGUCGUUGUUCACGGCUGCAUGCAAAGUUUGCAGGUUCCAAAGGAAAGCUGCUGCUCUCGCUACCAUAUAAUGGAAACUUCCUUUUUCUCCUUCUGUACCGUGGGAUAAUUGUAAAGUUCAUUCUUUGUUGUAAAAUGUUUGAAUUUGUCUAAAAUAAAGGUCUAAAUUUAUG